UGAUAGCAUCGUAGGCUGCCCUGCCCUGCCCUGUGCCCUGCUUUGCCGAGAAGGGAGAGAGAGAGAGAGAGAGAGAGAGAGGGGGAAAUUUUUUUGAUAGGUAAAAUGGCACUGCAAAUUUUGAAGCUUCCUGUUAACUUCAUAUCACUCUGUCUUAAUAGCAAUCCGAGCUUGUCUUUCCUAUCUCACUGCAGCUCUCGAAAGAUUUCCGUGAGAUGGGUCAAAGCCCAAAUUCGAAGUCCCUUGAGAAGCUAUGCUGUUAUAAAGUCAGGAAAGAUUCAACUACCAAAGAAAAAAAGGAGGCUGGAUGAGAUAUGUCUUGAAAGGUUUCAGCAAUACAGCCGAACAUUUAUUCAAUCAUGGAUCUUACAAGGCAAAGUGUUUGUUGAUGGAAAGGUGGUGAACAAAGCUGGAACACCAGUCUCUGAAAAAGCUGUUGUGCAGAUAAUGGCUGAAGUUCCAAAAUAUGUAUGUAGAGCAGGAUAUAAGUUAGAAGCUGCUAUUGAACAGCUAGGCAUUGAUGUUUCUGGUAAAGUAGCACUUGAUUCAGGGUUGUCCACUGGAGGUUUUGCUGACUGCUUACUUCAGUAUGGUGCAUCAUUUGUUUACGGAGUUGAUGUAGGUUAUGGCCAGGUGGCUGAAAAAAUACGUCGACAUGAACGUGUUUGUGUGAUCGAAAGGACGAAUUUAAGAUACCUUUCUGGGCUCCCCCAAAAAGUUGAUCUUGUGACUCUGGACCUUUCAUUCAUCUCAAUUCUCCUGGUCAUGCCUGCUGUAGUCUCUGUGAUGAAGGAAGAUGCUAGCUUAGUUACCCUGGUUAAGCCCCAAUUUGAAGCUCGAAGAUCGCAAGUAGGAAGUGGUGGAAUAGUGAGAGAUCCUACAGUCCAUCAAGAGGUUCUUGAAAAGAUCAUAACGGGUGUAGAGAAUUUUGGAUUCUGCAGCAAAGGGUGGAUUGAGUCUCCUUUGAAGGGUGCUGAGGGCAAUACUGAAUUUCUCGUUCACUUUAGCCGCACAGCUGAGAGAAAUGCAAAUUGAUAUUUUAUCUACUCGGUUUUAAAAAGUGGGUAAGGCUGCUGAAAGUUGGAGAUUUUUGGGGACAAAUACUCUCUUGUACAGAAUUUUCCUCCGAAUCCAUCUAAAGAAAAUUCUCUUAACUAUGAGGUGGCAAUUAUAAAGAUUAUGCACGUGUACUUCUAAUGGUCAUGCCAUUAUUAAAUGGGUCAUGUUUCCAUAAACAAAGA
Juglans microcarpa x Juglans regia is the source of this 1241-nucleotide messenger RNA. RefSeq names its product hemolysin A. Gene Ontology annotation, biological process: methylation. Bases 106 to 1035 code for a protein of 309 amino acids. Lineage: Eukaryota; Viridiplantae; Streptophyta; Magnoliopsida; Fagales; Juglandaceae. The transcript is spliced from 9 exons. Gene Ontology annotation, molecular function: RNA binding; methyltransferase activity. The record is from RefSeq and is a predicted model, not a curated record.